Messenger RNA from Sporothrix brasiliensis 5110, 1017 nucleotides. RefSeq lists its product as uncharacterized. NCBI's taxonomy places the organism in Eukaryota, Fungi, Ascomycota, Sordariomycetes, Ophiostomatales, Ophiostomataceae. Bases 1 to 1017 code for a protein of 338 amino acids. Gene Ontology annotation, cellular component: RNA polymerase III complex. Gene Ontology annotation, biological process: transcription initiation at RNA polymerase III promoter. The transcript is spliced from 3 exons. The record is from RefSeq and is a predicted model, not a curated record. Gene Ontology annotation, molecular function: nucleotide binding.
AUGAAGAUCCUCGAAGCACAAAACGCCCUCCUCAGCAACUACGAGGUAUACCAGUUCCUCGCCGAGCGCCAAGAGCGUCUGGGCAAGCAGAAGCAGAACCGGCGCCGCGGGCCCGGCAAUCUCGAGACAUUGAUUCAUGAGUACUUCCGAUCGCCGCCGGGUCCGCUGAGCCAGCAGCCAGUGACGUACAGCCCCGAGGCCGUGACGAAGGUCGUGGAGCGACUGCACAGCUACGACCUGGCCAAGGGCGAGCUGUUGAUGGUCCUCAACAUGCGGCCGCAGACGCCGGCACAGCUUCAUGCGUGCAUCGAGGAGGUCGAGGGCCGGUUGACGGAAGAGCAGCAGUCGGAGAUUCUCGACAUCGUGGCUCAGGUGCUGGGGCAGUUCCCGGUGGCCGAGGGCGAGCCGGACGAAGAGAUGGAGGAUGCUCACCCGUCGGCAAAUGUCGUCGACGACCUGCGGCAUCAGCUCGCCCGAAACGGCCGAACACUCGAGAUACAUGUCGGCGCGCAGCUGCUGGCUCAGAUUGUACGCCUCGUGCGGGUACAGGGUACCGCUGGGGUCGUCCUCGCGGCGCAGAUCGCGCUUGAGGCCGAGCACGAGGAUGGGCAGACGGUCGCGGUGGGGGAAGACGGUCCGGACCUCGCCGAUCCAGUGCGUCUGCAGGCUGGUCAGGCUGGGCCGGUGGCUGAUGUCGAAGCAGAGGACGACGAGGUCGGGCUGCAGACAGCGCCAGUUCUCGGGGCUUUCGGUGUCGGAGAAUUCGAGGCGGAAGGCGGCGGUGCGCGAGCGGAGCUCGAGGACAAACGGCUGGUCGGAAUCGCGCAGGAGCGGCGGUGCUGCUGUCUGUGCGGACGUAGCCAGGCCAGCUUUGUUCCGAAGCAACGCGAGACGCCUGUUGGCACUGUUAGCGCAGCACAGCAACACACCCGUACCCCCGGCUGGCUAGACACUCACGAUAAAAAGGUCGACUUGCCGACGUUGUCGUCGCCGAGCAACAAAAUCGAGACCGGCUGA